Chaetomium fimeti is the source of this 1959-nucleotide messenger RNA. RefSeq lists its product as uncharacterized. The coding region runs from base 132 to 1775 and encodes 547 amino acids. NCBI's taxonomy places the organism in Eukaryota, Fungi, Ascomycota, Sordariomycetes, Sordariales, Chaetomiaceae. The record is from RefSeq and is a predicted model, not a curated record. The transcript is spliced from 4 exons.
AAUCCAUCGCAGAACCAAACUUCUCAUAGCGCCGCGAACCAGCAUUGCAGUCUCCCUAGAACUUACCCCGAGCAGGGGUGACCAGUUACCCCAUCCCCCCCUUUGUUUCCGACCAGAAUUUCCCUCACAUCAUGGGCGCGGCAAAAUCUCUUCCGGUGGUUGGCGAGGCUCUCACUGUCAUCGACAGCGCCGGCCGCACUGUGGCCGCAGGCGUCUGUUACCCCUUCGAUCAUGAAGCCGCCGAAAAGCUUAUCACCAGCGCCGGGAAGUCCUGGGAGGACUAUGCGGAUCGCAGCAUGGUCGCCUCCAACAUCAGGCUUGCCUGCGCCGAGCUGAACAACGAUGGCCCCCAAACUGCGCGCAUAGUCAAAGCGCAGGCCCAAGCCAUGGAAGAACUGGGCGAAAACACCCCCGUGGUGGGACACGUCAUGGCCGUGGUGCACUACUGCGAAGGGGACGAGGAGGGUGCAGAACGGUGCCUCAACAGCGCCAACCGCUCAACCGCUGUCCUCGCCGUCACGGUGGCUACGGGGGGCGCUGGGGUAGUUGCAGCCGGCACCGCGACAUUGGUGGCCGGCCUGGCAUACGAUGCUGCCGUGACCGCUGAGAAGUCUAUCGAAAAGGGGAAGUUCACCCCGAACGGCUACAUUAGUCUCGCGGACCAGGCCAUCAAGACCGGUGAUGCAUGCGAUGUCUACAACGUUGUCACCACUCCGAUCGCCGAUUUUGCGACCGGCGCCUUGGGGGGCGAGGGGGGCGCCGUCACUCGCCAGGCAACGGUGAAGAUGGCCCAGCCCCUUUCGGAACUGUCUAGUGUGACCCGCAGCCUCGGCAACGAGACCACUGCCGCGGCCUCGACAUCGGACUUCCACUUCAGUUACCACGAGCCAAGCGAAGGUGUUCUUCUCGACGACGAGCCCGUUGCCGGGACCAGCGCACCUGAGACUGGAGUGGACUACCAUGGAGCGGAGAGCGAUCCCAGGACUCGACCUGAGAUGCCCGUGAUUGCCGAUCCCCACGAAGUCCCUUUACAGGUCAAUCUGAAUCACAUCGAGGGAAUCGAGGACAUGGAUAUCGAGCCCCACGAGCCUGUUGUUAUUGCAGACACCGAUGAUAUUCACAUGGUUUUUAAGUACGAGGACUGUGCUUGGAGAUGCAUGGCGCGUCUCAAGGACAUACCAGUGGAGCAAUAUGCGAACGAGUACCACGGCGUCCCGUUUGGAACGAAGCUGACUGCAAGGUCUCUUGACCAGAUCCAGGCAAUGGUCGACCAGCAACAUGGUGUCCUUGUCACCAACGUCCACCCGGAUAACGUACUAGAAGUAGUUCACCAACUCAACAAACGUCUAGGUACACAGAAGGCCGCCGUGGCCUAUGGCCGGAACGAGACCAAGUCGGGACACGUCGUCACCAUCGAGCCCGUCCGCAAGCGGGCAAACCCCAAGAACCGGUACGAGGCAGAGUACAUCAGAGACAACCCAGAGGGCCAGCACCAGCUUUUCGACUACCAGCCCCCAACAAACGCGCCCGACCUCGAGUGGAUCGCCACCAAAGGCGUCAACGUCAAACCAGACAUGCCCGACGUAGUCCACGUAUUCACCGUCCCUCGCGUGGAAGGGGACAACGCCGCCGUCGUUGGGAGGGCUCCGACGCAGGAAGCUUUGUUGACCCACCAUCUUCAGAAAAUGCGCGAGGAAAAUUUGCUGGAGGCUGCAAGGCGACGCCGGAGUGACCGGGAUGCAGAUCUUAUGGGGCGGAGGGGGUUGGUAAAAUAGAAAUUGGCCAGGACGAGGGUGUUAAGGCGAGGUUGUUGAGGUCUGUUAUGCAAUGGGUAACGGUAGAUCGCGAACCGGUCCGUGAAACCUUGUCUGGUGGUGGUUGGUAUUCAGGGGUUAGACUUUGAGGGGGAGAACCUUUGGUCCAAGACUUCGUGCAGCAUGGAAUCCAGAUGGUUGAGCC